Molecule: messenger RNA, 1201 nt
Organism: Phoenix dactylifera (date palm)
Lineage: Eukaryota; Viridiplantae; Streptophyta; Magnoliopsida; Arecales; Arecaceae
Product: chlorophyll a-b binding protein CP24 10A, chloroplastic-like
Biological process (GO): photosynthesis, light harvesting
Cellular component (GO): membrane
Source: RefSeq, a predicted model, not a curated record
GUAUAACAACCAUACCACCCACCAGCGAGAGAGGGGGAGAGAGAGAGAGAUCGCCGAGGCCUAACAACCAGGAAAAAAAAAAAAAGAAAAGAAAAACUCACUCCUCUGUUCGAGGGUUUGUUACUAAUAGAAGAAGAGCAACGGUAAUGGCUUCCACCUCUGCUGUAGUCGUCCAGGGCCUAUCCACUCCCUUUCUCUCUGGCUCGAGGGCUGGCCGCACUCUUUUGAAUGCUGCCAUUGGUGGCAAAUCUGCAGUCACCGGUGCAUCCCGGAGGUUGCUUGUCGUCGCCGCCGCCGCACCUAAGAAGUCAUGGAUACCUUUCGUCAAGGGUGGUGGCAACCUCAUCGACCCUGAGUGGCUCGAUGGCUCGCUGCCGGGUGACUACGGAUUCGACCCACUGGGACUGGGGAAAGACCCGGCGUUCCUCAGGUGGUACCGGGAGGCAGAGCUGAUCCACGGGCGGUGGGCCAUGGUCGCCGUGGUGGGCAUCUUCGUCGGCCAGGCCUGGAGCGGCGUCCCCUGGUUCAAGGCCGGCGCCGACCCCGGCGCCCUCGCCCCCUUCUCCUUCGGCACCCUCCUUGGCACCCAGCUCCUCCUGAUGGGCUGGGUCGAGUCCAAGCGCUGGGUCGACUUCUUCAACCCGGAGUCCCAGUCCGUCGAGUGGGCCACCCCCUGGUCUCGCACCGCCGAGAACUUCGCCAACGCCACCGGCGACCAGGGCUACCCCGGCGGCAAGUUCUUCGACCCCUUGUGCCUCGCGGGCACCAUCAAGGAUGGCGUCUACAUCCCGGAUGUCGAGAAGCUCGAGAGGCUCAAGGUGGCAGAGAUCAAGCAUGCAAGGAUUGCCAUGGUGGCCAUGCUUAUCUUCUACUUCGAGGCUGGCCAGGGGAAGACCCCUCUUGGUGCCUUGGGCUUGUAAGCAAACAGCAUCUCCUCUCUCUCGCUCUCUCUUCUUUCUUUAUCCUCAUCUCUUUAAUCAGGCCUUGCUUGUCUCCUUCUGGUAUCCAUCCGCUCUCUGCUUGGAAACAAGGUGGUGCAACACUGUAUGUAGAGUAGUGGUGCAGUAACAAUCCCUUUCUUGUACUGUAUACUUGUAUUCGUAUUAUUUCAUGCAUUUGGUUGUGAGGCAGGAACUCUAGCUUUUUUAGUACAAAUUAUAUAUGUAGACCAAAGAAAAAUGAUUAUGAUAGUUGUUAUAGC